Molecule: messenger RNA, 1548 nt
Organism: Spinacia oleracea (spinach)
Lineage: Eukaryota; Viridiplantae; Streptophyta; Magnoliopsida; Caryophyllales; Amaranthaceae
Product: probable tocopherol O-methyltransferase, chloroplastic
Exons: 6
Coding region: 191-1288 (365 amino acids)
Biological process (GO): methylation
Molecular function (GO): S-adenosylmethionine-dependent methyltransferase activity
Source: RefSeq, a predicted model, not a curated record
UCAAUCACAAAUGACAUAUUCCCCAUUUUACUCUUUCCCAUUUCCAGUAAAAAUAAUUAGCAGAACUGCUAGAGUGCUAGAGGCUGGUGUGAGGAACCCUAUCUCUACUCUCUACUCUCUAGGCACUCAAAUCACUAAUAAAUAAUUGAAUAUUAAUUCACCACUAUAAUUAUUACACUUUAAAAAAAAUAUGUGGAGCAGUGAUUGGAGCAGUAGGUGUGCCACUACCCGUACUACCGGCACCAAUUGUCAUAUAAAUAUUACACAAUCCUCAGCACUGCGACGACUACAAGUGCCGAGGAAACCACACACCGUCCGCCUUUAUAACAACCGCCGCCGCAGUAUUGCAGUCAGGAUGGCGAUGGCGGAGGCGGAGGCGAAGGAGGAUACAACAAUGGCAGGAAGUGGUGGUAAGUCGAGGGAAGAGCUAAACAAAGGUAUUGCAGAACUGUAUGAUGAAUCUUCAGGAAUCUGGGAAGAUAUUUGGGGUGACCAUAUGCACCAUGGUUAUUAUGAUCCUUCUCAGAAUGCUUCGCUUUCGCAGCACCGUUCUGCUCAGAUCCGAAUGAUCGAGGAGGCGCUUCGAUUUGCUGCUGUUACAGAUGAUUCAAGCAAAAUACCUAAAUCCAUAGUUGACGUUGGGUGUGGAAUCGGAGGCAGCUCCAGAUACCUAGCCAAGAAGUAUGGGGCUACAACUCAAGGAAUCACCUUGAGUCCUAAACAAGCUCAAAGAGCUCAAGCUCUAGCAGCUUCUGAGGGUUUAGCUGAUAAGGCAUUCUUUCAAGUAGCAGAUGCUUUGGAUCAGCCAUUUGAAGAUGGUCAGUUUAAUUUGGUUUGGUCAAUGGAGAGUGGUGAACAUAUGCCUGAUAAAAAGAAGUUCGUCUCUGAAUUAGUUCGAGUUGCUGCCCCUGGUGCAACAAUAAUAAUCGUGACAUGGUGUCAUAGAGACCUCUCUGCCUCUGAAGAGUCUUUGCGGCCUGAUGAAAAUGAACUCUUGAAGAAAAUAUGUGAUGCAUACUAUCUUCCCGCGUGGUGCUCUGCAGCUGAUUACGUAGAGAUUCUUCAAUCUCUGUCUCUCCAGGAUAUAAAGGCUGAAGAUUGGUCUCAGUAUGUAGCACCAUUUUGGCCAGCAGUUAUACGUUCAGCAUUGACAUGGAAGGGCAUAACUUCGCUGCUGCGCAGUGGAUGGAAAACAAUAAAAGGAGCAUUGGCAAUGCCGUUGAUGAUUGAAGGAUAUAAGAAAGAUCUUAUCAAAUUUGCGAUUAUUACAUGUCGAAAGCCAGAGUAAUUUCAUCUGCCAUUUACAGAUGAGUGUUUCGCUGUUGUUGUAUGAAGCUCAACCCUUCAACAGCCAUCUAUUAAAACAGUGUCCUAAAUUAAUUCUUCGAUUUUUGGUUAUUUUCAUUGUAUUGGAUAGUGUGAUGUUCCAUCCAAAACCGCGGAUGUAGAACAUAGAGAAGCAUUGUUCUUUCUAUUCUCUCCAUCCUUUGAAAUAAAACUGAUGGACUGGAUAUGAUUCUAUAAUACCAUACUUUCUUCAUUGGUGCA